UCUCACUAAGGAACUGACACUAUUUGGGAAUAAUGUCAAGAGUGGGAGUUAUUGUGUUGGCUUUGGCCGCUGUAUUGGCUGUAGCAAGUGCGGAAGGAUAUGAUGGCUACAAAAUCUUCGAAAUCCUACCCAAAACCCAAGAGCAAAACGAUUUUCUAUAUGAAUUAUCGAAAAUGAGUGAAUUCUAUGAUUUCUUUGCUUUGAGAAGACAACCCAAUCAUUUAGCUCGCGUUAUGGUCAAUCCCAAUGAAGAGGAGAAUUUCCUUAACGCUUUGGCUGAACACAAUCUUAGCUACUCAAUUGUCAAUGAUAAUGUUGGCCGUUCGGUGGAACAAGAAUUCCAAUUGAACAAGUUGAGACGUAGUUUGUCGCCCUUCACUGGCAAGGGACGUUUGAGCACCGAACGUUAUUACAGUCAUGGUGAAAUCAAUAAUUAUAUUGAAGAUUUGGAACAGCGUUUCCCAUCUCGUGUGUCGCUCAAGACCGUGGGUAAAUCCUUUGAGGGACGUAACAUUAAAACCAUAACCAUUAGCAAUGGUGAUGGCCGUGCCGGUAAGAAUGUCAUCUUCAUCGAUGGUGGUUUCCAUGCUCGUGAAUGGAUUUCUCCAGCUGCUGUUUUGUAUGUCAUUGGCCAAUUGGUUGAAAAUUUCGAAGAAAAUGCCGAACUUUUGUUGGAUUACGAUUUCAUGAUUUUGCCAGUUGUUAAUCCUGAUGGUUAUGAAUACACUCAGACCAGUACCAAAGCACGUUUUUGGCGUAAAACUCGUCAGCCCUAUGAAUCUGCUGGUAAGACCUGCUAUGGUGCUGAUCCCAAUCGUAACUUUGAUUUCCACUGGAAUGAGGAAGGUGCUUCCUCAAAUCCCUGUGCCGAUACCUUUGCUGGACCUUAUGGCUUCUCGGAACCCGAAACCAUUAUUGUUCGCGAUUUGAUCAAUUCUCUUAAGGGUCGUGGUAGCAUGUAUUUAACUGUACAUUCCUAUGGCAAUUAUUUGCUUUAUCCUUGGGGCUGGACUGCUGAUUUACCCGAUACCUGGGAAGAUUUGCAUGAAGUAGCCAUGUCCGGUUAUAAUGCUAUUUUCAAUGCUACCGGUACCGAAUACACUGUUGGUUCCUCUACAAAUGUUCUGUAUAUUGCAGCUGGUGCCAGUGAUGACUAUGCCUUCAAUGCUGGUUUCAAAAUUGCCAUGACCAUGGAAUUACCCGGUGGUGGAAAACUCGGCUUCGAUCCUCCAGCAUCUAGCAUUGACACAAUGGUCAAAGAAACUUGGGCUGGCAUUCGUGCCAUGGCUGAGAAGGUCAUUGAGAAAUAUCCCACCGAAAGAGUUGAAUUUUUGUAAUUUAACUAAUUUUUCUUAUUAUUAGGUAAAUAAUUCGAAUUAUUUUAUUUGUGUUUUAAAUAAAAGAAGAAGGAAUAUUUUCUAUUUCUAAG
Molecule: messenger RNA, 1429 nt
Organism: Calliphora vicina (urban bluebottle blowfly)
Lineage: Eukaryota; Metazoa; Arthropoda; Insecta; Diptera; Calliphoridae
Product: carboxypeptidase B1
Exons: 3
Coding region: 33-1337 (434 amino acids)
Biological process (GO): proteolysis
Molecular function (GO): metallocarboxypeptidase activity; zinc ion binding
Source: RefSeq, a predicted model, not a curated record